Molecule: messenger RNA, 783 nt
Organism: Trametes versicolor FP-101664 SS1
Lineage: Eukaryota; Fungi; Basidiomycota; Agaricomycetes; Polyporales; Polyporaceae
Exons: 2
Coding region: 1-783 (260 amino acids)
Cellular component (GO): cytoplasm
Source: RefSeq, a predicted model, not a curated record
AUGCCCGCGCCCAUCAUAUUCUACGAUAUUCCAAGCAAGGAUCUCGUCCCAAAAGCUUGGUCUCCCAACACUUGGAAGACGAGAUACACCUUGAACGUAAAGGGCAUCCCAUACAAGACCAUAUGGGUCGAGUAUCCCGACAUCGAAGCCGCUAUGCACAAGAUCGGCGCACUCCCUACCUCGCGCCGCCCCGACGGUACCCCGCUAUACACCCUCCCGGCGAUCUACGAUCCGAACACAGAGACCGUCCUCUCCGAGUCUGCUGCGAUCGCGCGCCACCUCGAUAAAACGUACCCCGACACCCCACGCCUCAUCCCAGCUGGGACAGACGCGCUGCACGCUGCGUUCCACUAUGCGAUUCACUCAGUGGUGGAUCCCGACCGCCGGCCACUCUUCGUCCCUGCAGUCCCCGAACACCUCUUGCCGAGGAGCCAGGCGUACUUCCACACCACGCGUGAGGUGCUUUUCGGCGGGUCGCUGCGGGAUGUCGCGCCUCCGGGUCCCAAGCGCGAGAAGCACUGGGUAGGGUUGAGGAAGGCGUUUGGCACGGUCGCUCAGUGGUUCCAGGCGGACGGCAUUGACAAGCCUUUCCUCCUCGGCGACAACAUCGGAUUCGCGGACAUCACCCUCGCCAGCUUCUUAGUGAGCACGCGCAUCGUCUUCGGUGAGAAUAGCGAGGAGUGGAAGAAUAUCAUGACAUGGGAUAAUGGCCGUUGGGCGAGAUACAUGGACGCGUUCAGCAAGUACGAAGAGGUGGAUGAAGGCGAGGAAGUUGUACUGUAA